AUGGCGUCGACAUCCAAGGUCAAGGCUGGUCAGCUCUGGGGAAAGAGCAAGGAUGACCUCAACACCCAGUUGGAGGAGCUGAAGACCGAGCUUAACCAGCUCCGUGUCCAGAAGAUCACUGCCGGUGCCUCGUCGAAGACCCAGAGAAUCCACGACGUUCGCAAGUCGAUCGCUCGCGUUCUCACCGUCAUCAACGCCAACCAGCGCUCCCAGCUCCGUCUGUUCUACAAGAACAAGAAGUACCUCCCUCUGGACCUCCGCCCCAAGCUCACCCGUGAGAUCCGCCGCAGACUCACCAAGCACGAGGCUUCGGUGAAGACCGCCAAGGACCAGAAGAAGCAGAUCCACUUCCCCCAGCGGAAGUACGCUGUUAAGGUAUGAGAUGAACGAACAUGAAAACUCGGGUCUUGCUUUCCGCCGCAGGGGAACAAUUCUACGAGACCGGAAAAUGGGAACCAAUUUACUGAUCGGUUUUUUUCGUCGAAACAGGCCUAAAUUUUUGUCGACGCGGUCGUGUCUGGAUCUGGAGUUAUGGGAACAUCCGUUACUAGAUGACGAGUUGACCUCAACCUUGU
Messenger RNA from Aspergillus wentii DTO 134E9, 575 nucleotides. Its product is annotated as 60S ribosomal protein uL29. The transcript is spliced from 3 exons. NCBI's taxonomy places the organism in Eukaryota, Fungi, Ascomycota, Eurotiomycetes, Eurotiales, Aspergillaceae. The record is from RefSeq and is a predicted model, not a curated record. Gene Ontology annotation, molecular function: mRNA binding; structural constituent of ribosome. Gene Ontology annotation, biological process: maturation of LSU-rRNA from tricistronic rRNA transcript (SSU-rRNA, 5.8S rRNA, LSU-rRNA); translation. Gene Ontology annotation, cellular component: cytosolic large ribosomal subunit; ribosome. Bases 1 to 381 code for a protein of 126 amino acids.